UUUUUUUUUUUUUUUUUUUUUUUUUAAUAUCUUCGUUAAGCAGCUCUUACAUCAGCAGCUUUGGUUUGCCUUGAGUUUUCAGAACCGCAAGACACAGCUGUUGCUGUUUGCAGGGAUAGAAGUGCAGGUGGUGCAGAGAGGCAAGCCCUGCUCUGUGCCUAGUGGCCUGAGUAUUUAUUUAUUUAAUCGUUAUUUGUUUCUUUGUUUAUCUUCAAGGCAGGGUUUCACCGUGUAACCCUGGCUGGCCUAGAACUCAAAGAUCCGUCUGCCUCUGCCUCCUGAGUCUUAGGAUUGAAGGUGUGUACCACCUUCUGGACCUACUUCUUUUUUUUUAAUUUUUAAAAAAGAUUUAUUUAUUUAUCAUAUGUAAGUACAUCAUUGCUGACUUCAGACACACCAGAAGAGGACAUCAGGUCUCAUUACAGAUAGUUGUGAGCCACCAUGUGGUUGCUGGGAAUUGACCUCAGGACCUCUGGAAAAGUAGUCAGUGCUCUUAACCACUGAGCCAUCUCUCCAGCCCCCAGCCCUACUACUUCUUAUUUAUGUUUUUAUGUGUGUGUGUGUGUGUGUGUGUGUGUGUGUGUGUGUGUGUGUGUGUGAUAUGUGUGUUCAUAUAUGUAUAUGCACAUAGAGACCAGAGGAUGGCAUUGUCCUCUAUCCAUCUCCAACGUACGUUUGUUGCUGGUUUUUAGUUGUCGUUGUUUCUGAGAUAGGGUCUCACUACAUAUCCCUGGCUGGCCUGGAACUCAGAGAUUCACCUGCCUCUGAAGUGCUAGCAUUAGAGGUGUUUACCACCAUACUGCCUCACCUUACAUUUUGAGACAGGCUGUCUCAAUGUACUCCGAAUUCAGUUACUCAGCUUGACUGGUUGGUCAGGAGCCCUCAGGAACCAGAGCUGGGAUCACAGGGCACUCCAGCACGCCUGGCUCCUUUAGUGCAUCCCAAAGAUUGAUCUCCAGAUCUUCAUGUUUGCACAGCAGGCGGGUUAUACAUGGUGCUGUCAUCCCGGCCCUGUUUGGGUUUUGUGUAUCUGUUUACAUAUCUGUAUCCCAGGAGACACGUGACUCAGCACAGUGAAUCACCACUGUCAGGUCACUGUGGGUGGCUGAGAAGACAUUGUCCACUGGUUCUCUUCUAGGUCUGCUGUGGACUUUGUGUAGAGCGGUGUCCACUGUUUCUGGUGGAACUGGGGAUACAGGGUUCCCUAAGGUGAGGAACUGGAAGGGGUAGUUACGUCUUACUGUAAAACCAGAGUAGGUGCGUCCUGGCCACCGUGUUUGGGGGUGAGAACUCACCCCACUCUGGGUGGACUUCCAGGCUCUGCCUCAGAACCUGGCCCUCAGCUGAUGGGAGGCAACACUUCCCCGUCUUCCUUUCUGAGCAGGACCUCCUUCCACACUGACAUUUUCAGAGUCUCUUCAACACUUCCACAGCCAACUUCCCAUACGUCUGAGAAACGUAGAGAGCGAGAACGGCUUACAGUCCAUGGGCACCCGAGCGCGGGACAUUUGAGGUCAGAUGGCUGAGCAGGAAGUAAGAGUGAUCCACGCUCAGCACUUCCUGUGUGCAGGGCCUUCUCACCCACGCUCCUGCUGUUCCUGUUCUAUAGCCGAGGGAGGAUCCUAGGAAUCAGAGACGUUAGGGAGCAGCCCUAAAGAGACGCAGUGAAGAGAGAUGCUGACACUCUAGCAUUGGUCACUUGGUCACAACCCAUCCAUUCUCAGCAGGGAAAAGGGGAGAGAGAUUCAAGGUUAAAGCUCACCUGAUCAAACAAACAAAAAACAACCCACCACCACAACAAAAUAACCCAACAACCCUGUUCCCCCAGACCUUGGCAUUAGGAUAUGUUAGAAGCUUAUUUGUUUAUAAGCUAUAUAGUCAACAGAAUUUAUUCUCCAUGGCUCACAGAAUGUAUGGUGCAUAGCCUGAAACCACUUCAUGCUCUGACAUCCAGUUGCCUCCUGUGAUCUGAUGGUGACCUGUGUGCAGUAGAUCAGUCAUGUGACACUCAGCGGCAUCCAGCAGAAAGGUCCCCAUAUUUGUUCUUAGGUGCUCCUGUUGGUCCUUCUUCCCUGGCCUCUUGUGGUUGACACAAAUUGAUCCAAGAAGGAAUUCUCGGUGUCACACCCAGAUCUGAUGACUACCACACCUCAGAGGUCAACUGGGAAAGGGCAGGCCCUGAAGCAAACAGGUUUUAGAAUGUCACCCCAGCCUUUGCUUUUUGGUGUGUGGUAAUCCAGCCAGCCAGUGUGUGCAGGGUGAGGUAGGCGUUCUUCCAACACCAGAGUUCUUGCCUAAGGUUUUCUAACUAGGAAGGUGGGCACAUCUCUAUUGUUUAGAUCUUCAUGUCUUAACCCAGGGCUGUGGGAUGUGCAGGCUGGUGCUGAGGGAAGUAAGGACAGUGACUUCUCCCUCUGAGACAUCAUUCUUUCCUCUGUGAGGGUUCCUACCAACACAUUGACUAUGCUACCAGGCUUUCAGUAGAGAGCACCUUGGAGCAGGUCCUGACAGAAGUACAGGCAGCAUCUGGCCCUGUGUUGGCUGGUUGUGGGAACACAAGGUUUGCUGCCCCACUCCCCACCCGCUCACUCCAGCUGAUCUCGCAUACCGAGGAGCUUCUGUAUCAAGAGAGGUAUUUCUGGGGAUGGUACCAGGGUACUAGUUAAAUAUGAAGAGCCUGAUCCAAGUUUAAUCUAUUGUGCAAUUAAAUUGUUUGCAACAGUCACCCCCUCCCCCUCUUGUCUUCCCCUCUUUUCUUCCUCCCCUUUGUUUCCUCUCCUCCUCUCCCUUUUUUUUCCUCCACAUGCUCCUCUUCAUUCGGUGUCCUCUCCUCUCACACCCGCUCUGCCUCUUCAGAGCCUGUUUGCUCCUUGAACUCACCAUAGUGGAGGCUGGCCUUGAACUAUGGUCCUCUCACUCUCUUGCUGGCAUUCUAGGCCUGUAGCACCAUGCCCAGCUCAAAUGGGUAUUUCAUACAUAGAUUUUCCACUUCUCUCGAUAGGUUCUUAUCUUUUAAAAUAGCUAAAUGUGAUUGUUUGUUUGUUUAGCACAUUGUUUGAUAAAGCUUAGGGUCUUUUCCUCUCCUUCUUCCUCCACCACCAGAUCCUCCUGCUUCUGGGUUUCAGACCCAGGAGCAUGGCAUGUGUAAGUAGUUUCCUCCCCAGCCCCCAGAUUUGGGAUCUUGAGAAGUCUUACAAGGUAUCCGAGGAAGGGAAUCUUUCCUUUACUGUUGUUCGUACAGGUGACCAACCGUUAUCCAGGAGGGGAUGCUCAGAGAGGGUGAAGGUACCUCUGGGAAUGUGACCAGUCGUUUCAGGAUGUGUGUGUGUGUGUGUGUGUGUGUGUGUGUGUGUACAGUUAACCAAGAGUGUGUGCGCACAGGAGUGUGUACUCACAAAUGCACACGCACACACACACAGACUUGGGGGUCAGCGAAGAGGGCAGGAGUGUGUACACACAAGUGCAUACACACACACACACACACACACACACACACACCCCUUGGGGAGUCAGUGAAGAGGCCUUGCAAACUUCCCAUGAGCAAGGGCUCUCCCCGGGCCCAUGUCCCUCCAUAUUAGCUGGCUCAGAUGUCUGUAGGAAUCGAGAGUGAGAGUAGUGUGGCUGUGCUACCCUCUCAUUCCAAGAGUGAGCCACUCGAAGUUACGGCAGCCACACCCCACUGCGGGCCUGGGCACUGGUGCGGGAGGAGUGGAGCUGCCUCUCAGGGAGGUACGUGUGUGAGUGCCUGGCUGCCUUUGGACCGCUGGGCAGGGUUUCUGAGAGCAGUGCAUGCCCGUGGUCUCCCCUCUCCCCCCAUCAUCUGGCAUCUUCUAUCUUUUUCGAUCCAAUGGGAUUCCAACAUUAUCUUUUUCUCCACUCAAGAACAACACGGCCGGCAAGCUGUGCUGUACAGAUUGCUUGUGUACAGAUCUUCUUGUGUUAACUCAGCAAGCUUGAGACAGACCCGGGCACAGCUCGGGUAGGAAACUGACAUGACAGCUCAACUCUCACUCGCUCGCUCUCCUCCCAGGCUGCCUCUGUUCAGCAGGGUUUGUGCGGGUGCAGAAUUAGGGGAUUUUUUUUUUUUUUUGAGCCUGUGGUUAUGAAGUGGUGGCAUCACCUGCGUGUCCUGCUGGUCGUGGGCAUGAGAUUUCCCCCUCCCCCUCCCCCCAGACCUUCUGUGCUGACAGGUGGUGACCUCAGACCUGCUUAGGCUUCUUACCAAUGCCAAGAUACCUCCUCUUCCUGGCCUUCUGGGGGGGGGGGUGGAUACUGAUGACAGCUGCCACAGAUCCAGGCCUUGGGCUUUGCCUUCUCUGAGCUUUCAAGUCCUCUCAUGAAUGGUAGCUUCCACCCUUGCCUUCCCUGGUGGCGGGGCUGCCUGUGCCUGGAGUAAGGAGGGACAGUUGGCGUCGAGCUGUCCCUUGCAGACUGCCUGCUGUCAUGAGCUCUCACUGGCUGGCAGUGAAGACUGGAAAGAAAAAGCUGGAACGUUGUGCGGAGUGACAGCUCUCCAGCCAGGCCCUCCCUCUCUUCUGCCUCCAGUCUGGUCGGCAAAGGUGCUGGUACUUUUUGAGGGCAGGGAAUGUGUUUCGGAGAGGGCUUGAGAUCUGCAGCAGGGCUCCUGUUUAAACAGGGUUCUUCUCUGUGCACGGGUGUGUUUACGUGUGCAUUUCUGUGUGUGUUUGAGUACGCGUUGCUGCACGUAUGCAUAUGGUAGGGUGCUAAGAAGGCAACCUCAGCCAUUCUUCCUCAGGCUCUGUUCACAGAUAUUUUUGUUUGAGACAUGGUCUCUCGUGGGCCUGGAGCUCACCCUAUAUACUUGGCUGUCUGAGCAGCGAGCCCCGGGGACCUGCCUACUUCCUUCUCGCCAGGACUCAGUGACAAGGGCAGGCCACCAUACAUGGCUUAUAAAAAUUGUUACAUGCUUGGUUGUUAAUACUUGCAUGUAUGUGUGUGCACCAUGCAUACUUGGUGCCCGUAGAGGCCAGAAGAGGUCAUCAGAUCCCCUGGAACUAGACUUAGGGACAACUGUGAACCAUGGUGUAAGUUCAGGGAAUUGAACCCAGAUCCUCUGAGAGCCUCUCUCCAGCCUACUCACCCUACUUUUUAAGCUCAGGUUCUGGGUAUCAAAUAUGUCUCCUUGUACUUGCUCAGUAAGUACUUCACAGACUGAGUUGUCACCCCACCCCCAGGAGUCUUUCCGCUGUUAAAGGAGUUGCUGUCCCCUAGUUGUUGUGUUAGCUCUCCAGCGCUCUGAGCAGAUGGCCACAGGGCGGUGACCUAGAGCAAUAGAUAGGGGUUUAGUUCUGGUUCUGAAGGUCAGGAGCCCGGAGUCCAGGGGGCCAUGUUUGCUCCUCCAGGGUGCUCUGAGGGAAACCUUGGGGCUUUCACCAGCUCUCAUGACUCCUGGGCUUGGGGACACUGCUCCAGCCUGCCCUCCUGUGACUUGACACUUUCUCUUUAAGGAAUCUGCCAUUGGAUUUGAUCUCCUUUAAUUUAGGAUGAUGCCACCUUGAACACUUAAUUUAGGCCCAUAGCUUCUUUUUUUCCCCUUUGGAAUUACGUGUUCUCCCUCUGGGUGGGAGCAUGUGUGUAUGUGUAUGUGUGUGUGUGUGUGUGUGUGUGUGUGCGCGCGCGCACACGAGUAAGUGCUACCUGCAGGAAUCAGCUUUCCCUCCGCCGGGUGUGUCCCACUGAUUGAACUCAGGCUGCUAGGCUAAGAGGCAAAUGCUUUUACUCACUGAGCUGUCUAUCUGUCUUGCUGGCUCAGGAGGUAAAUCUUCAGACUGGUCUUCAGUCCUCAGUCUGGUGUUCUCCGAAGUGACACAGGGUUUGCACCUAGCUGCCUUGGCAUAGACCACUGUCCCAACCUCAGGAUACCCUGUCCUAGAAUCCACAUCCAAGGUCUGUCCAUGUCUCACUGUGUGCGACUGGGAACUGAGACUGUGAACUGGGUCUAUUGCACUUUGUCCUCAAGAAUUCACCCCACGCCACCCCCAGGCAGGGCAUUCUGGAGCCUUCUGGGUAAUAAUCCAUCAUCUUGCUGCCCUGGGUCUGAACUUCCUCCUGUCUGGGCGUCAUUUACUCCCACAAUGCCAGGCUUCUCUGUUCUCGGUACCUGUGUCCUCAUCCACAUCCGGCUGUGGUAGUCAUUGCCACCCUGCGCAGAGACACAGUGAACAAUGCUUCAGUGCUCCCAGAAGGUUGGGCGGCAGGAACAGAGCAGCAAGGCACACCUACCCAACUUCCCGAGGUGGAUUAAAAUAGCUCCCGUUAGUCUCUGCCCUGCGUGUACGAGCCGGCGCGUUCCCUGCCUGCCUUUCUUUGGAUAUCCACUGUGGCGUCAAGGCUUUCGAGCACACCUAUUCCUUCUAGUUCUAUGUGCCGAAAGAGUUGGCCAGAUGACUAAGACAUACAAUGACAUUGAUGCUGUCACAAGGCUUCUUGAGGAGAAAGAGCGGGAUUUGGAGCUGGCUGCGAGGAUCGGCCAGUCAUUGUUGAAGAAGAACAAGACCCUAACUGAGAGGAACGAACUGCUGGAAGAGCAGGUGGAGCACAUCCGGGAAGAGGUGUCUCAGCUCCGCCAUGAGCUGUCCAUGAAGGAUGAGCUGCUUCAGUUCUACACCAGUGCCGCGGAGGAGAGUGAGCCUGAGUCUGUCUGCUCAACCCCGCUGAAGAGGAACGAGUCAUCCUCCUCCGUCCAGAAUUACUUCCACCUGGACUCUCUUCAGAAGAAGCUGAAGGACCUCGAAGAGGAGAACGUCGUACUUCGAUCUGAGGCUUGUCAGCUGAAGACGGAGACCAUCACCUAUGAGGAGAAGGAGCAGCAGCUGGUGAACGACUGUGUGAAGGAGCUGAGGGAUGCUAACGUCCAGAUUGCGAGCAUCUCUGAGGAGCUGGCCAAGAAGACGGAAGAUGCCGCCCGCCAGCAGGAGGAGAUCACGCACCUGCUGUCGCAAAUCGUGGACUUGCAGAAGAAGGCGAAAUCCUGUGCGGUGGAAAAUGAAGAACUUGUCCAGCACCUGGGCGCUGCCAAGGAUGCGCAGCGCCAACUCACAGCCGAGCUUCGAGAGCUGGAGGAUAAGUACGCCGAAUGCAUGGAGAUGCUUCAUGAGGCUCAGGAGGAACUGAAGAACCUGCGGAACAAGACGAUGCCCACAUCCCGGCGCUACCACUCCCUGGGCCUGUUCCCCAUGGACUCCUUGGCUGCCGAAAUUGAGGGAACCAUGCGCAAGGAGCUGCAGCUGGAAGAGCCGGAGUCCCCAGACAUCACCCACCAGAAGCGUGUCUUUGAGACGGUGAGAAAUGUCAAUCAAGUGGUCAAGCAGAGAUCGCUAACCCCUUCCCCCAUGAACAUCCCGGGCUCCAACCAGUCUUCAGCCAUGAACUCCCUCCUGUCCAGCUGCGUCAGCACCCCCCGUUCCAGCUUCUACGGCAGCGAUGUCAGCCACGUGGUCCUCGAUAACAAAACCAACAGCAUCCUCCUGGAAACUGAGGCAGCCGACCUGGGGAAUGAGGAGCACAAUAAGAAGCCGGGCACACCAGGCACACCAGGCUCCCAUGACCUGGAGACGGCACUUAGGCGGCUAUCCCUGCGCCGAGAGAACUACCUAUCUGAGCGGAGGUUCUUCGAGGAGGAGCAGGAGAGGAAGCUGCGAGAGCUGGCUGAGAAGGGAGAGCUGCACAGUGGCUCGCUCACGCCCACCGAGAGCAUCAUGUCCCUGGGCACACACUCACGCUUCUCCGAGUUCACGGGCUUCUCCGGCAUGUCCUUCAGCAGCCGCUCCUACCUGCCCGAGAAGCUGCAGAUCGUGAAGCCACUCGAAGGUUCAGCCACACUUCACCAUUGGCAGCAAUUGGCCCAGCCUCACCUCGGGGGCAUCCUGGACCCCCGCCCUGGUGUGGUCACCAAGGGCUUCCGGACUUUGGACGUUGACCUGGAUGAAGUGUACUGCCUUAACGACUUUGAGGAAGAUGACACAGGUGACCACAUUUCUCUGGCGGGCCUAGCUACCUCCACAACAAUUCAGCACAUGGAGACCUCAGGUGAGAGGUCUCGAGCACACGUGACUGUCUCAGGCAGCAGAAGUUACUCCAGCCAGCCUCAGGCUUCCCCAGAGGAGAUGCACCAGCCACCAGAGCAAGCGGGCCUGGAGGAGGAGGAGGAGGAGGAGGAGGAGGAGGGGUCUGCGCACCACCCUGGGAAGUGCAUGUCACAGACCAACUCGACUUUCACCUUUACCACCUGCCGCAUCCUGCACCCUUCAGACGAGCUCACGCGGGUCACGCCAAGCCUUAACUCAGCCCCAGCUCCAUCUUGUAGCAGCACCAGCCACUUGAAAUCCACGCCGGUGGCCACGCCAUGCACCCCCCGGAGACUGAGCCUGGCCGAGUCCUUCACAAACGUCCGCGAGUCCACGACAACCAUGAGCACGUCCCUGGGGCUGGUGUGGUUGCUGAAGGAACGAGGCAUCUCAGCGGCUGUGUACGACCCCCAGAGUUGGGACAGAGCCGGCAGGGGCUCCCUCCUCCACUCUUAUACCCCUAGGAUGGCUGUGAUCCCGUCCACCCCACCAAAUUCCCCUAUGCAGACGCCCUCGGCCUCCCCGCCCUCCUUCGAGUUCAAGUGCACGAGCCCUCCCUACAACAACUUCCUGGCUUCCAAGCCUGCCAGCUCCAUCCUGAGGGAGGUGAGGGAGAAGAAGCACGUGAGGAGCAGUGAGAGCCAGACGGACGUGUCUGUCUCCAACCUUAACCUUGUGGACAAAGUCAGGAGGUUUGGGGUGGCCAGAGUGGUGAACUCAGGACGAGCCCACAUCCCCACCUUGACUGAGGAUCAGGGACCUCUCCUCUGUGGACCGACCGGGCCAGCACACGCUCUUGUCCCUGGGGGCCUGGUCCCCGAGGGACUGCCUCUUGGGUGCCCCAGUGGCAUCCGACGGAAUCGCAGCUUCCCCACCAUGGUCGGGUCCAGCGUGCAGAUGAGGGCUCCUGUAAUCCUCACCUCUGGCAUCUUAAUGGGUGCUAAGCUCCCCAAACAGACUAGCUUGCGGUGAGGCUGGGGGAUCGCUGCCCCAUCUGCUCCCUGCCUCCUGUCCCCGACAGAGCACUCACACCCUUGUCUCCUCUGAGGUCUGCUUCUUCUGAGCUAGACAGAUCAACCGUGUGCCUCGAGGAGGGAGGUGGACCUCCACAUGGUGUGUAUACAGGACUCUCUCUUCCAAUCCACAGGAAGUAAUAACCCUACAAGGUCACACUCUGGGGAGGAUGGCGCCUGAGCUCACCUAGGGGAAGGUGGUGUCCUUUCUUCCUUACUUUUAAGAAGCACUGAAAUUCCCAAGGCUGUUCUUAUCCCAUGGAUAGGAAUCUGGUGAAUUCUGCCUAAGACUGUCUGGUUGCACACGCAGCUGCCACGUGGCACAGGUCUCCUUGCUUGCCUGUGACAGCCGACCGGGCUGCCCGCUCUCAGAGAGUUGUCCUUUCAGUCGUAGGUGGCCCAGCUUCAUCAAGGCAAGGUCUGCACUAUCCUGCCCCGACGGCCUGUCUGUUCUCUAGACAUGACUUCUUCUCAUGUCUCUGACUUGAAGUUAACCUUGCAUUUUGUCACAAGUUGUCAGGGUUAGAGCCUGACGCGAAAAGAAUGUAUUUACACUCCGACGACGCACCAUCAGGCGGCCCCUCCGAGUUCUGUUCGUUUGAUUUUCCUUUUCUUUUCCAUUUUUAGAAUUUUCAUUUGCAGGGAAGUCUCAGUACUGGCAGUUUCUCUCUUGGUUCUGACACCAAAAUGCAAGGGGCGCACACGCUGACUUGCUAAUGACAUAGCUUAUUUCCGGGACCCAGUGUCACACAGCCAGGUUGAUAUGUGACCAGUUAUCACUGUAACCAUAGGAUCAAGGGGAAAAGGGACAAGACCGUUAGCCCUAUACACAGUGGAGGGGAGGGGCCGAAUCCAUAGCACACCGCAGUGCAUCCUGGGUCAGGGUGUGUCAGGGUUGAUGGCUGCUGGCCCCUUUGCACUCUGAAGGGAGCUCGGGCCGUGUGGUAGAACUCUGUGGCCAUUCUGUGGCUGCAUUUUUUUUUCCAGUCCUCUCGUUUCAAAACUAGAAUUACGUUUCCUCCCCAUCCCCCAAGUGUACUGUCCCCAUUUCCACCCAUAGGAAAAGACCAGAGGUGCUUAUGAGUGGAAGAAGCGGGAGCAAGUGAGUGACCUGGGUCGGUCGCCGUCAGCUGUGCAGUGACGAACUUUUAUUUAUUAUCCACGUGUGCUGUAUUUUAAUCAGAUGCCCUCUCUGCUUCCAGCUCCAGCCUCUGUGUGUGUGUGUGUGUGUGUGUGUGUGUGUGUGUGUGUGUGUGUGUGUGUGACAGAGAGAGAGAGAGAGAGAGAGAGAGAGAGAGAGAGAGAGAGAGAGAUUGAUUCCGGCCCAGGUAUAUAUUAUUUAUUUACUUUUGUCUGAGGAUGGCUGUACAUCUGUGUGUCACAUGGUCACCUGCCCCAGACAUCUGUGGAAGAUGUAGCACCCUGUGUACUAGAAAUUAUCACACGAACAACCCCUCCCCCAGCAAAAGAUGUGUCCUUGAAUCGAGCGAGGGUCACCUUAUGUCCACCAAGGAUGCUCGAGAAGGUCCCCAAGCAGCAAACUUCAGUCCCACUAUUUCAAACUAUUUAUUCUCCAGACGGAGCUGGUUCAUCAUGUUCUCAGCUCUCCUGGCUGCCGUGUACGUGUGCAGUCACUCCAAGUAACAUACCCUUUUAUUUGAAUGUAUUUUUAAAGCAGUAGGUAGGACGGCAAAGGAGGGUGACCACCUUGGCGUGGAUGGACCGUGUCACAUGUUCAGAGGGGCCUCCUGUCCGCACUGGAAACGCCAGUGUGAGAACCGGCACUUCAGAGGUCGUGAUAGUGUAGUUAGCAAACCGGUGAUCAACAUUGAGCCACACUACCUAAAAGCCUGUUGUAAUGCAUCAGACCGGUGACAAGAUUUCAUUCACUAACGAAUAUCAAUAAAACAAGCUCAAAGGAUGGAAA
Messenger RNA from Rattus norvegicus (Norway rat), 11027 nucleotides. Lineage: Eukaryota; Metazoa; Chordata; Mammalia; Rodentia; Muridae. The record is from RefSeq and is a predicted model, not a curated record.